AACCCUAUUUCUUACCUCUCACAGAAACUCCAUGAUCAUUCUCAUGAUGAUGAUGAUUCCACCGGCGUCUUCUUCUUCUUCUUCAGCUCCUUCUCAGCCACCCCAUCUUGGCGUUCACCGCUGGGCCCCAUCUGCUUCUCCGGCACCGGCCCCUUCACCGUCCACCCCUGCCCCCGCUCUCCUUGCGGUACCUGUCGGCAAACCAUCACCUCUGCCCUCUAAGUUGUCGGUUGACUUCAGCCCACCGCUAAUUGCAAUGGUGGUCGUCGUUGCCGCCGCCUUCAUCGUCGUCACCUAUUCCCGCCUCAUCUCCCGCCACCUCGUGCCUCCGAUAACCCGCCUUGCUCGCCGGUGGCGCCGCCGUAGGCGACGUUCCUACCCACCCUCCUCCUCCGGCGACCUCGACUCACUUCCUUAUGAUUCUCCUUUUGAGCCGAUUGAUGGGCCUCACAUGUUCUCCCCUUAUGGUCUCGACGAGUCCAUCAUCAAGACCAUACCGUUUUCCCUCUACACCGCCAAAUCCAAGGAUCAAUUCGAAGAGUCUCGACGCGAUUGCGCGGUUUGUUUGUUGGAGUUCGAAGACGAUGAGUACGUCCGAACGCUCCCUUUUUGUUCUCACACUUUUCACCUGGAUUGCAUCGACGUUUGGCUCAGGUCGCACGCCAAUUGCCCCCUGUGCCGCGCCGGAGUUUUGUGCGCAGAGUCCCCGUUCACGCCAAUGAUGGCAGCGAGGAUUCGGCCGAGCCUCGACGACGACACGAUUUUGCAUAGAAUCAGUAUGGACCCUAUGGUCGAAGCUCCAUCGCCAGUGGCUCAUUCUCUGGUGUCAGAGAUCACUCCUUGCAACGAAGAGCAAUCACCGAGAAGGAACCACGCGAAUCCGGAGGACGAUCGAUUCAACGGCGGUCGUGAUUUCCUCCUGAAGCGAUCCUACUCGUUCGGAUUCGAACGGAGCUUGGCGUCAGAGAGAAUGGUGAUGGAGCCGGCGACGGCGUCGCCGUGGCGGUACCACCGAAGGGGAAGCAGCAGCAGCUUCUGGAGCAAAAGGCCGUCACCGUUCGGAUCGUUGGGAAAGUCCAGAGUGUUCUCCUUCAGAUACUACAGAGGGAUGAAGUCGCCGUUCUUCCGGAGGCGAGGGUUCUUUCCUCUGUCGGAAUCAAGCUGAUCAUACAACGGAGGAGGAGGAAGCUCGUCACGGCGAAGCAAGUCAAUCGCAAGCCCGAUGUUCCUGAGAUCGUCAGCAGCCUUGGCGGCGGCGGGAGCAGCAGCUUUCUCGUCGAGCCGGCUGAGGUGCGGCGACCCGGAGGCAUUGCUGUCACCGGAGAGAUACAACAGGAGAUAAAAGAAGGAAAAGGAAGAAGUGGGAAUUAUUUUUUGUAACUUUUUGGGUUGGGGGGUACGUGGAAAGAGAUAAUUGGUGAAAAGACGGUCGGAGAUGGUGACGGAGAGAAAAGGGCGGCGGGGGAAGGAGGAGAGAGAGUGGGGUCAGGGAGAGAGGAGAGAGAGGAAUAGGAAUUAAUGGAGGGGAUUAAUGAGAGGGCCUGUCAAUAUGUAGAGGGUCAUUAAUGGGAAGGUGGCUCUGCAUUUAAUGUCUCAUAAAUUUGACGA
Neltuma alba is the source of this 1608-nucleotide messenger RNA. RefSeq names its product RING-H2 finger protein ATL65-like. The record is from RefSeq and is a predicted model, not a curated record. NCBI's taxonomy places the organism in Eukaryota, Viridiplantae, Streptophyta, Magnoliopsida, Fabales, Fabaceae. Gene Ontology annotation, molecular function: transferase activity. Gene Ontology annotation, biological process: protein ubiquitination.